AUGGAGGCGAUCAGGAAGCCCGGGAAGCCCAAGAAAUCGGCAUCCAAGAGCACCAUAUUCGGCUGGUUCCAGGGCACCAAGACAGCCAAGGGCAGAGGAAAGUCGAAGAAAGCGCUGUCGCGAGCGGUGCCCAUCCUGCAGCUCCCCCCAGAACUCAUCCUCCUUGUCCUCGAACUGCUCGAUAUUACCGAUCAGCUCGCCUUCAACCGCACCAACAAGUGGUUCUACUCGGUCAUCAAUACAGAAAUCUACGCCAGAAACGUCCGCUUCGGCGGCUCAACCUGCAUGUUCUGGGGUGCCGAGCAUGGCAGGCUGGGCACCCUGAAGCAUGCCCUCGCUGCGGGGGGGAAUCUUGAUGCUUCGGGGCCGCUGGCUCGCAAGGCAAAGGGGUCGGCGGCGAGCGACACGGAGACAGAAGACAGCGACAAUGACAACACCGACGGCGAUGACACUAACGAUGACGAUGCCGAUGUCGUGCCAGCGACGCGCACGCUGGACUCCAAACUCCAGCCUUAUGCCACCCCACUCCACCUCGCCGCCAAGAAUGGCCAUCGCGAUGUCGUUAUCUGGUUGCUCGACAACGGCGUUGAUAUCAAUGCGCCCUCGUUCCGGGUCUGCUCCUGCCACGCCAUGAAGUUUGACAGGAAUCCCCUGCGAAGGGCUGCCGACUGGCCGAGAUGGCGGCCUCUGCACACUGCCAUGUGUCACAACGAACGACUGGUGGCCGAGCUGUUGAUUCACCGCGGUGCGUCUCUCAGCCUGGAUGCCACCCCGGAACACAACCACAUGGCCUUGCACACGGCUGCCGCCAACGGGUUGGUUCCCGUCAUCAAGCUCCUCGCUCUCAACGACCCCGACCUCGACGCCAACCAGCGUGAUCGGUGGGACAACACAGCUCUUCACUAUGUUGCCGAACUCUUCAGCGCCCGCGGCUCUGCCGACAUCCGAGACACCAUCGCCAAGCUGCUGGCCCUCGGCGCUGAUCUCGAGGCUCACAAUGAGCGUGGUCACACGCCGCUGUUGAAUGCAUGCUUCAGAGGCAAUUUUGCCGUGGCACACAGGUUGGCCAGCAUCGGGGCCAAUCCCGACCCGCACCGAUACAUCCGUAAGUUCCGAGACAUUCGGCCUCUCUACUUUUGCACCCUGCCACGAGCCGACUUCUUCAACCUCGACGACGCUCCAGUGAAGCACGAUGAAUUCGAGGGAAAUCGGGUCUCGCUCAUCCGGGCACUGGUGGAAGGCGGGGCUAGGGUUGACGCACGCUUCGACAAACGUGGCCAUCGUGAGGCCACGGCACUAAUGUUGGCCUGUGAGCUCGCUGAACCACGAGCUGUUGCUAUGCUAGUCAGGUGCGGCGCCUCGGUCAAUGCACAAGAUCGCAGUGGCAGGACGCCGCUGUAUUAUGCGUGCUCGGUCAGGGUCGAUCACCGCGGCGAGGUGGCAGAAAUAGCCGUGCUCCUGAUUCGUCACGGUGCCCGCAUGGAUUUGGAGGAGGAACCGAUGAGCAGCCCGCUUGACUGGGCUGUGAUGCAGCUGCGGUGGACGGAGGACAGGAUUUUGCAGGAGAUGCUCAAGGAGGCCAACGAAAACAGCGUUACCAGGCCGAAACUGAAGGCUGCUCUGAAAAAGUGCGCCUCCAGCGGGAACUACAAGGCUCUCAAGCUGCUGCUAACGUUUGCCGACGAACACUUUGACGUUACAGAUCGGGACGUUAAGUUCUAUCUCGACCUCAUCAUUGAGCAAAGCGACCCGUGGAAUCAAGUGGAGACGCUGGAAACAACUCUCAAUUUCGGGAGGGCCGUAUACAGCAACGAGAUGCUUCUUCUCAAGACGAUUAUGCAAAAGAACAAGGCCCUCAGCAUUGCCGUCUUGAACCGCUUCGUGUCUGUCAGUGAACCAACCUUUCUCGGUGGCCAGACAUACCUGCAUCUUGCAUGCCAGUGGGGAGAGGUAGAGGUUGUGAAGCAGCUUCUGGAGAGGGGUGCGGAUGUGGACGUGUUUGAUGAUGAGCUGAGAACGCCUCUGUCGAUCGCCGUCACGGAAGACCACCCCAACGUCGCCGCUUGCCUCAUGAACGAGGUGGCUGAUCCGUACCUGGUGCCGUCGGAUGAUGUGCUCCAGAAAAUUUAUGAGGAUGACCCUGGUGAGUGGCGCUACAUGAAGAAGAGGUUCCUCACAGCGUUCGACCUCGCCGUCCGAGAGAGCAGAAUCUCUAUCAUUAAGGAGAUACUCAUGCGGUACAACCUACCACCAAUACCGCCUCGCCAGUGGAAGGGCAGCUAUCUUUACCGAGCCUGUCAGAAUCCGAAUCUGACACCGCUGAAACUGAUCUUGGAACGACUAGAAGACUCGGAGGCGGCAGAGAUGUGCUCCAUGAGUAUCCUCAAAGAUGUUUGGAGUGAAAAGAUCAGGAUGGACGUGGCCGUGAGUGCACUGCAAGCGGCCAAGCUGCUGACGGACGUAGCUGUGGUGAGACACUCGCCUCAGUUCUGGGAGCUGGUGCAGGAGAUAGCCAUGUGGGAGGGGGCAGACCUACACAAGCUUACGAUUUGGGAUAUGAUAAUGAAGGAAAUGAGGCUAAAAAUUACGUCUUGCCAUGACAAGGUGGAGGGCGAUCUGGCGAACGCAGAAUUCCCAAAAGGAACGGGCAAGAAACCGAUGGUCUCCAUAACACCCGACAUGACAGACGAGGAACUUCUCGAGUGCGGAUUACCGAUUCCCAAAGAUUGA
Podospora pseudocomata is the source of this 2730-nucleotide messenger RNA. RefSeq lists its product as uncharacterized. The transcript has a single exon. The record is from RefSeq and is a predicted model, not a curated record. NCBI's taxonomy places the organism in Eukaryota, Fungi, Ascomycota, Sordariomycetes, Sordariales, Podosporaceae. Gene Ontology annotation, molecular function: protein binding. The coding region runs from base 1 to 2730 and encodes 909 amino acids.